AUGGGGGCUACAAAGAUCGAUGGGAAAGCCAUUGCCCAGAAGAUCAGAGAACGCCUGGCAACCGAGGUCCGCGACAAACAGAGUGUCAAUCCGCGGUACAAGCCUUGUUUGAAAAUCAUCCAAGUCGGUGAUCGGCCUGAUUCGACUACCUAUGUGCGGAUGAAGCUGAAGGCAGCAGAGGAAGCGGGUAUUGAUUGUGCCCUGGUUCAUCUUCCAGACUCCAUUUCCGAACCCGAACUCUUGCAGCAGAUCAUUGACUUCAACAAUGAUCCUGCUGUCCAUGGGAUUCUCGUCCAGCUACCUAUCCCCAAACAUCUCUCAGAGCAUACCAUCACGUCUGCCGUCGUGGACGAAAAGGAUGUGGAUGGGUUUGGAGCGACAAACAUUGGAGAGCUCGCAAAACGCGGCGGUAAACCUUUCUUCGUACCCUGCACUCCGAAGGGAGUCAUGGUGUUGUUGCAAGAGAGUGGUGUCGAUCCUCGGGGCAAAACGGCCGUUGUCCUCGGUCGUAGUGAUAUCGUGGGCAGUCCGGUCAGCUACCUUCUGAAGAAUGCCGAUGCGACGGUCAUAGUCUGCCAUUCCAAAACCCAAAACAUCGCGGAUGUGGUCAAGCAAGCUGAUAUCUUGGUUGCCGCCAUUGGACAGCCAGCAUUCGUCAAAGGUGACUGGUUGAAGCCAGGAGCGGUGGUCAUCGACGUGGGCACAAACUACAUCUCGGAUCCGUCCAGGAGCUCGGGACAGCGCCUUGUCGGAGACGUUGAAUUCGAGUCGGCUGUUCAGGUUGCUUCUCAGAUCACCCCGGUCCCUGGUGGUGUUGGCCCGAUGACAGUUGCCAUGCUCAUGCAGAACGUCGUCGAUGCCGCUUCGGCUUACUUUGAGAGACUGAAAGCAAGACACGUCACUCCUUUACCGCUCAAGCUUGUCAAGCCCGUGCCGUCAGACAUUGAAGUUUCAAGAUCGCAGCAUCCCCGGCACAUCACUCAAAUUGCCUCUGACAUUGGCAUCGCCCCUCACGAAUUGGAACCGUAUGGUGCCCACAAAGCCAAAGUGGACCUGUCCGUUCUUUCCAGGCUGGCACAUCGGAGGGAUGGAAAAUAUAUCCUGGUUAGUGGUAUUACUCCAACGCCACUGGGAGAAGGCAAAUCCACCACGACCAUGGGUCUUACGCAGGCCUUGGGGGCUCACUUGGGAAAAGUAGCAUUUGCCAAUGUCCGACAGCCAAGCAUGGGACCGACCUUUGGCAUCAAGGGUGGUGCUGCAGGUGGUGGCUAUAGUCAGGUCAUCCCCAUGGACGAAUUCAACCUUCAUCUGACGGGUGACAUCCACGCCAUCACAGCCGCAAAUAACCUGCUGGCUGCCGCCAUUGACACACGCAUGUUUCACGAAUCUACACAGAAGGAUGGGCCAUUGUACAAAAGGCUGGUGCCCAGCAAGAAGGGCAAGCGCGAGUUCGCCCCGGUCAUGCUUCGGAGACUGAAGAAGCUAGGGAUAGACAAAACGAACCCCGACGACCUGACCGAGGACGAGAUCAGGCGGUUUGCACGGCUCGACAUUGAUCCCGAGACCAUCACUUGGAGGCGAGUCCUGGAUGUCAACGACCGUCUUCUGCGAGGCAUCACCAUCGGUCAGGCUCCCACCGAGAAGGGCCACAGUAGACAGACAGCCUUCGACAUUUCUGUUGCCAGCGAGUGCAUGGCCAUCCUGGCACUGAGCAACGACCUGCGAGACAUGCGGGAGCGGCUUGGUCGAAUAGUGAUUGGGUCUUCGAAGGCGGGAGACCCUGUUACUUGUGAUGACAUUGGCGCCGGUGGUGCCCUCACCGCUCUCAUGAAGGAUGCUAUCAAGCCUAAUCUCAUGCAGAGUUUGGAGGGAACCCCCGUUUUUGUCCAUGCUGGGCCGUUCGCAAACAUCAGCAUCGGCAACAGCUCUAUUCUCGCUGACAAGCUGGCACUCAAGCUUGCAGGAACGGAACCCGAUGAAGAUCACGAAGCCAAGGCUGGCUUUGUUGUCACCGAAGCGGGCUUUGAUUUUACCAUGGGCGGCGAACGGUUUUUCAAUAUCAAAUGCCGAAACUCCGGUCUUGUUCCUGAUGUCGUUGUCGUGGUGGCCACCAUUCGAGCACUGAAGGUCCACGGCGGCGGUCCCGAGAUUGUCGGAUCUGCGCUCCCAGAAGCAUACCGCACCGAAAACACGGAGAUGUUGCGCGCGGGCUGCGUCAAUCUCAAGAAGCACAUUGCCAAUGCCAAGUCCUACGGCAUCCCCGUGGUAGUGGCGAUCAACAAGUUCGACACCGACACCGAAGCCGAGCUCAAAGUGAUUGAAGAGGAAGCCCUGGCCGCCGGUGCGGAAGCAGCGGUCCCCGCCAACCACUGGGCGGAAGGGGGUGCCGGUGCCGUCGACCUGGCCAAGGCCGUGAUCGAGGCUUCGUCGAAGCCCAAGUCCUUCAAAUUCCUCUACGAUCUGGAGGGUACCGUGCAGGAGCGCAUCGAGAAGAUUGGAAAGGAGAUGUACGGGGCCGGAGCGGUCGAGUUUAGCGAGCUGGCCCAGAAAAAGGUCGACAUGUACACUAGACAGGGCUUUGGGAACCUGCCCAUCUGCAUCGCAAAGACUCAGUACUCGCUGAGCCACGACCCGGCCCUCAAGGGCGCGCCCACGGGCUUCACGGUCCCGAUCCGGGACGUCAGAUUGGCCGUCGGCGCAGGGUACCUGUACGCACUGGCCGCGGACAUCCAGACCAUUCCUGGUCUCCCGACAGCGCCGGGAUAUUUGAACGUUGAUGUGGACCCCGAGACGGGCGAGAUAGAUGGGCUGUUCUAG
Fonsecaea erecta is the source of this 2817-nucleotide messenger RNA. RefSeq lists its product as hypothetical. Gene Ontology annotation, biological process: tetrahydrofolate interconversion. The transcript has a single exon. Gene Ontology annotation, cellular component: cytosol. NCBI's taxonomy places the organism in Eukaryota, Fungi, Ascomycota, Eurotiomycetes, Chaetothyriales, Herpotrichiellaceae. Bases 1 to 2817 code for a protein of 938 amino acids. Gene Ontology annotation, molecular function: methylenetetrahydrofolate dehydrogenase (NADP+) activity; methenyltetrahydrofolate cyclohydrolase activity; ATP binding. The record is from RefSeq and is a predicted model, not a curated record.